AUGUCUUUUGUCACGCCGGUGCCAUCCUCCGCGAGUGAGGGCUCUGCGGCUGCUGGCGACUGGGGAUUUUCGGGACCCGUGAAAGGGUUUCCUUCGGCUCAGACAGCUCCGCUGUCGACUCUCGACGUCGCAGCACCAGCGGAACAGAGUCCCGCCCAGGGGGAGCAGUGGGAAGCGCUGUACGCGUCAGUGCAGGACGCGGUGCUCAUGUAUAACGCGCAGUUCGUCUCCGCGCUGGCGGAUGGUUUCCCGCCCGCUGCUGACGUCAUAGCGUCCCUGGACGAGGCCCUGCAGGACCUGGCGAAAGACGUCUACGUGGCAAUGGAUAAGAUGGAAGAGGGAGUAAGCCAACGAGCCUCGCUGUUUCCUAUCCGCGUCUUUGCAAUGUGUGCGUCUCUGGAAGUCUCUCGCUGCCGUAGGCUGUUCCCGAAGCUGCAGGAGGAGGAGGAAGAGGAGGAGGGGCAGCAGCAGCAGAAAAGUGACCACUAUGUAGCAGGGGAAGUGUCAGGUGAAGGGGUUUCUAAGGAUGCUCCAGGGGUUUCAACAGAAGUUUCAGGAGAACUAAAAGGUUGGUCUUUCCUUGCCGCUGCUGGCAAUCUCAGGGACCAGCCAGUAUCCGCAGCGCUUCCGCCGUUGGAUGAGGACGAUCUGACGGUUCUGGAGCAGCUGUUGGAGGAGGCGGGGGACGAGAUUCAGGGCCUGUUCCUAAACUGCAAGGGGUCACUGUACGGUCUUGGUGUCACACAUGCUCGUUCCCUCGCCCGUUUUUCUAUCCUGGGGAAGGCACUGAAAGCAGCAAUAGAGGGAGCAACGGAAGCGAGUUUCACUGUGUUAAGGGAUGGACGGGAGGAAGUGAGGUAUUUGGAGAGGAGAGAGGCGGGGGAGAAGGAGGGUGGGGAGAGGAAAGAGGAGGGAGAAGGAAGAGGAGUGGGAGCGAGUGGGAGGGGAUCUGGAUUUGAGUUUGAUACUUCAAAGGUCUCAAGCGGAUGCAGUCAAUCAAACGAGGGAGAGAAGGAGAGGCGGAUAUCGGGGGGAGAGGAGGAAGAAGAAGAGGAAGACGACGAGGAUGAUGACGACAACUCUGACACUAACGAGAGUGACAAUAUCGAGGAUGACUGUAUUAUAUGGGAUGACGGGCUUCAGGAUAUCAGGGCACUGUUCGCCCCUAAGCAGUCCGUUACGACCCCCUCUGGAAAAUCUCCCUCUGCUUCUUCCACCUCCUCUACCCCCUCAGCAGCAGCACUUACACCCCAAGGGAGACCUGAAGCCACUAGCCCUGUCUUCUCUAACCAGAACCAGCAGAAGCAGCAACACCUGCGAACGCAGUCGGAGGUGAUUCUUGACUCGACUCAGAAGUCACCUAGAGCCGCUAACUCGAUUUUCUCUGACCGGCAACAGCAGAACCACCAGCGGGCCUUCUCAGUCGCUGUAACGCCUAACUUAUCCUCUGACUCGAGUAACCUGACAGCUGACAGCAAGACAUGUGCACCAGGGGCACCCACAGAAGCAGCAGCAUCCAUACCAGGAACUCCGAAAGGGCCGCGGCUGGGAGCAAGGAUUCUAUUGGAGCGAAUCCGAGACUAUCAAUGGCUGGCGGAAUGGCUAGGGAUUGACCCUGAUGAGCUGCUAAUCCACAAAGUCCUCUCCGUUGUGCCUGUAGGCAUGCUCCUUACUGACCUGGGCGUGCCACGCUCGUUAGAGUCCGGUUUGUUAGAGUCACAGCGCCCGCUGCUGCUGCGGGUGGUGCUGCCGGGGUUCCGGGAGGAGGUGAAGAGACGGCUGUUGGGAGCCGGGCUGGCGUGGACCGAAGGGAUGCUGGUCAAGACGGUGGUGUUUGAACCGAAGAGGAAUGCCGCUGUGUUCACUACAGGAGGUGGCAGUGCUGCUGCUAGCGGUGGUGCUUCUGGUUCUGCUGCUGAUGCUGCCGGUGCUGGUGGUGGUGGUGGGGAAGCGGGUGCAGCGACUGGUGCUGCUGCAGCUGCAGCAGCAGCAGGAGGGAAAGGAUUGGCCAAGAAACCCAGCCACAACCGAACCAAAAGCGCCGAAGACAUGCAAGAACUAUCCCCGUUUGUGUCACAUGCGGUACAAGAAUCGCUCACAGCAGGCGGCGGGCUUGCAAAACAGAUUCCCCUGGAGGACAUUCUGGCAGCGACAGACUCGUGGAGCCCGGAGAGGAAGCUAGGGGAAGGCGCGUAUGGCACGGUGUUCAAGGGGGUUGUUGGGCGCGGUGGGGAAGGUGGAGAUGGCGAGCUAUGGGCUGUGAAGCGGGCAGGCAAUGUGUCGGGGUCUCAUCUGGAGGAAUUUGAGAAGGAGGUGAGUUGGAUUCGGCUGGGCCGGGCUGGGCUGGGCUGGGUUGGGCUGGAUUGGGCUGGGUGUAGCUUCAUAAGGCUAAGCCAGAUUCCCCUGGAGGACAUUCUAGCAGCAACAGACUCGUGGAGCCCUGAGAGGAAGCUAGGGGAGGGCGCGUAUGGCACGGUGUUCAAGGGGGUUGUUGGGCGCGGUGGGGAAGGUGGAGAUGGCGAGAUAUGGGCAGUGAAGCGGGCGGGCAAUGUGUCGGGGUCUCAUCUGGAGGAAUUUGAGAAGGAGCUCGGGGAGGGCGCGUACGGCACGGUGUUCAAGGGGGUUGUUGGGCGCGGUGGGGAGGGUGGAGAUGGCGAGAUAUGGGCUGUGAAACGGGCUGGGAACGAGUCGGAGUCACAUCUGGAGGAGUUUGAGAAGGAGGACAUUCUGGCAGCGUCAGACUCGUGGAGCCCGGAGAGGAAGCUAGGGGAGGGCGCGAACGGCACGGUGUUUAAAGGGGUUGUUGGGCGCGGUGGGGAGGGUGGCAAUGGCGAGAUAUGGGCAGUGAAGCGGGCAGGCAAUGUGUCAGGGUCUCAUUUGGAAGAGUUCGAGAAGGAGAUUCCUCUAAAGGACAUCCUAGCAGCAACAGACUCGUGGAGCCCUGAGAGGAAGCUAGGGGAGGGUGCGUAUGGCACGGUCUUCAAGGGGAUUGUUGGGCGCGGUGGUGGGAGUGAAGGUGGCGAGAUAUGGGCUGUGAAGCGGGCAGGGAAUGUGUCGGGGUCUUUUCUGGAGGAAUUUGAGAAGGAGGUGUCAUUCAUGAGUCGCAUGGCCCACCAGCACCUCGUGCGCCUCACAGGAAGUACCAGUCCGGUGUCAUUCAUGAGUCGCAUGGCCCACCAGCAUCUCGUGCGACUCAUAGGCUUCUGGGCGGAUUGUGACGAGCGAAUUCUCAUCUACGAGUUUAUGCACAAUGGCACGCUCGCCUCCCGUAUCCACCGUGCCGUGGUGCCUGCAUCCCCUACUGGAGAAGCACCGAAGAAGGCGCCCCCUCCCCCUCUCACUUUCGACGAGCGUGUCGCCAUCUCGGUAGGGGCAGCCGAGGGCCUGCGCUACCUGCACGAUUUUGCCCGCCCGCCCGUGAUCCAUCGCGAUAUCAAAUCGGAGAAUAUCCUGCUGGCAGCGGAUCUGCAGGCCAAGGUGGCGGAUUUCGGGCUGCUGAAAGCGAAUGACCAGGGUGGGCCCGGGCGGCAUGUGGCGAGAACGAGGCUGAUGGGCACGCCUGGGUAUUGUGACCCGGAGUAUUCCCGGACUUACAUCGCCACGCCCAAGAGUGACGUGUACAGCUUUGGGGUUGUUCUUCUGGAGCUGGUGACGGGCCGCAGAGCCAUCCUAGCAGAGCCGAGCCAGAAGACAGGGAUGAACCUGGGCAACGUAGCAUCGCUGCUGCAGCGCUCCAAGCGCAAUGCCAAAGCGAGCGCCAUGGAGCCAGGGGCCACAACUACGCUCGUGCAAUGGGCCAUUCCUCUGAUCACAGCAGGCAAGCUCAAAUCCGUAGUUGACCCGGCCCUGGAAAACAACUACCCACCAGGAGGGAUGAAAGCAUUCGCCAAUGUGGCGGUCAUGUGCGUCCAAAAAAGCGCCGCCCAGCGGCCGACCAUGGCUGAGGUGGCGACACGCCUGUCUGCCAUCCAACACAAGGUGCAAGACCUGCACAUUCAGGGGGAAGAGCCCAAGUAUAACUUCCAACCCACUAUCGGAACUGGUGCUCCGCCUGGUGCUGCUGCUGCUGCUGCCGCGCCCAUUCCAAGAGCACAGUCGGCCCCUCGGCCCAAAUCGCCAGCUCCAAAGGUGCCGCAGAAAAAGGCUGGGGAGAAGAGCGGGAGUGGGGCGGGAGCAAAGGCAAAAGCGAAGGAUGCAGGCGUUGGGGAGGGGAAAGAGACGAAGGGGAAGAAGGCGGGAGGGAAGGGGGUUACGCGGGCCAAGACUGAAGGCCGCCUGAUCACCAUGACUGUGGAGACUGAAGUUGUUUCUCAAGCAGCAUCCCCUUCCUCCAACUACACAGCCACCAUGACCAGGGAUACGCCGUUCUACUAUGUCUGGCCUGCGACGGAGCCUCUCGUGCAGACUUUCGAGUGGAAGGUCGAUGAGACGCCGGUGUCGAACCUUCCGUUGAUGCUCUGCACAUGUAUAGGCUAUGUCGCGUUCAUUCUAGGGCUGAAAUGGUACCGGACAAAGAACAAGAUGGCACCAGUGAAUCUGGGCUUCCUCCCUGCCAUUCACAACCUGAUCCUGUGCCUCUGGUCCCUGGCGAUGUUCCUGGGAACGAUCCACGCAAUGCUCUUGGAUUCCGAGAUCAACAAGUAUGACACCGGCAUGGGCAAGUAUACGUGGCUUCUCUGUUUCCCGUCAACCGUCAAGCCAGUCGGUUAUCUGUGGUUCUGGAGUUACAUCUACUACCUCAGCAAGUACUACGAGCUCCUGGAUACUGUCAUCCUGGUGCUGAAGAACAAGCCGCUGUCGUUUCUCCACGUGUACCACCAUGCAACCAUCGUCUUCCUCUGCUGGCUGUGGCUAACAAACACGCAGUCUCUCCAGGUCAUCGCCAUCACCAUCAACACAGGGAUCCACGUGAUGAUGUACUUCUACUACUUCAUGCACAGCUUCCCCCCCGCUUACUCUUUCCAUUCUUCCUCUCUUCCACUAUCUUUCCCUUUUCCCGUCUUUCUCUUGGCCCUCUUUCUCUUCCCUCCCCUCGUUCAUUUCCCCCUUCGCCCUCUUUUCCCCACGUUCUCCUCUCCCCACGUUCUCUUCUCCCGUUCUCUUAUCCCCUCGUUCUCUUCUCCCGUUCUCUUAUCCCCUCGUUCUCUUCUCCCCGUUCUCUUCUCCCCUCGUUUUCUUCUCCCAUCGUUCUUCUCUCCUCGUUCUCAUCUCCUCUCUUUCUCUUCCCCCCUCGUUCUCUUCCCCCUCGCUCUCUUCCCCGUUCUCUUCCCCCUCUCGCUCUCUUCCCCGUUCUCUUCCCCCUCGUUCUCUGUAUCUUUCGUUCUCCUCCCCCCUUCUUCUUCCCCUUUUCUCAUUCCUCCUCUUCUCAUUCCGCCUCUUCUCAUUCCCUCUCCACUCUUUAACCAUCUUCUCUUUCAUCCACUUACCUUCCAUAUUCUUUCUCCUUUCUUCCCCAUCCCAAAACCCUUCCCAUCCUGCUCAUCUUCCUAUCGCUUUCUCACCAUCUAUCUUCUUCUUAAACCCCUCCCCGCUUCCCUUUUCUCACCACUCCCCGCCCUCGAUCUCCACCUCGUCUUCUCUUGUACCCCUGCCUGA
Messenger RNA from Closterium sp. Naga37s-1, 5595 nucleotides. NCBI's taxonomy places the organism in Eukaryota, Viridiplantae, Streptophyta, Zygnematophyceae, Desmidiales, Closteriaceae. The record is from the annotation of a GenBank genome assembly.